AGAUCACGGAGGCGGCCCAGUAAUUACUGUGACAUUGAUCAGUUUGAAAUUGCUGAUACUGAUCCAAGUAGUAUCUGGUUCGUCCGUUCUGCUAUCUCAGCUGUCGUUUUUGACGUUUUUCUCCUUCUAAAUGUCAAGUCUAUGUAUAUAAUUUAUUAAUGAACCAGAUUGGAGUGGAUGUGUUGAACACUCAGGAUGUUCAUUUCAGCUGCAGCAGCUAGACAAGCAGACGACACAUGAAAUCGGAGACACAGGUGUAAGUGCCAGCCGUAGCAUGCAGUGUAGACUAGUUAAACUUCUGUCCGUCAUCUGUCUGUGUCUCCGCAGUUAUGUGGUGUACUGUUCGUGUACGUACAAGGAACACUGGAUUCGCGGAUCGUAUCAAAUCCCAACAAUGGACAACCCAUAUUCCAAAAUUCUUUCAGGGCUGACUCUGUACGAGUGUUUAGCUACUUGUUUCGUCAACACCGCCUCGUGCCGGUCGUUUAAUUACUGGGCGAAUUCCUCAGUCUGUGAGUUCUUUGCUAUAUCUCUGAAGGACAAUGGCAACGAGGAAGAAGGCACCAGUGUCCACGCCAUCUACACGGACAUGGCCACCAUGCCACCGGAUAUGCCGGAUCUUGUAGGAGGCUGUACUUCCCUCACCUGCAGCGGAUCCUGCUACUUGGACAGAAACCACCGACCGAGGUGCAACCGACCAGCACAGGUGGAGGACUUGGACGUUUGAAGUUAGUCUUGAAUUAGAGGUGAUGCUCCUGUCGGCAAGUGGCGCCCUACGAAGGUCACUUGAUAUGUACGUCAGCUGGACCGGAUUAUCUGAAUUUAUCAUUUAACUUAAGCAUUUAUCCAUGACAUAAGCUUAUGACAUAAAAACAUGUAUGUCAUACCCCAAUGACAUAAGUAUGCAAAUUAGAUAUGCA
Messenger RNA from Haliotis rufescens (red abalone), 920 nucleotides. RefSeq lists its product as uncharacterized. NCBI's taxonomy places the organism in Eukaryota, Metazoa, Mollusca, Gastropoda, Lepetellida, Haliotidae. The record is from RefSeq and is a predicted model, not a curated record. The transcript is spliced from 3 exons. Bases 275 to 727 code for a protein of 150 amino acids.